Adineta steineri is the source of this 783-nucleotide messenger RNA. NCBI's taxonomy places the organism in Eukaryota, Metazoa, Rotifera, Eurotatoria, Adinetida, Adinetidae. The record is from the annotation of a GenBank genome assembly.
AUGUCAGAAUCAGAAAAGCGCGAACUUCCACUAUGUCAUGGAAAUGCUUGUUCUCGUUGUGGUAAAUGUCUUGACUGGCGCUACGAUGGCGACUUCGAUCGUGAUUGUGAACGAUUCAAUCGCAGGGAGUCUAAUGAAAUUUCAAACAAGAAUCGCUGGCAUCGUCGUCCUAAUGGGCCGAUAGUCACUUUGGCGAAAAUUCGAACAUUUAUUGAACAGUACCAGACUGAUUUUGGUAUAUGUGAAUGUCUUUCGUUUCGUGUACAACAGCAAAUUGGUUAUUUACAAGCUUGGAAAGCGCACCUGUUGCGAACUGUUCAUCAAGAUCAAGCUCGUAUAAAUAUUUUAGAUAAUCUUGAUUAUGAAACUGUAACGAUCCAUGUUGAUUGGGCCAUGAAGUGGUUUCCAACGAAGUACAGAGAAUCUAAAAAAGAUCACUUUACAAAGACAGGCUUAUCGUGGCACAUUGCUUUCGUAGUUCGUAAUAAUUCUUCGUCAUCAUUUUCAAAUUCAUUUGACACAUCCUUUGAUUCACAAGCAUCUGCUCAUAAAUAUGGUCCAGAUGAAAAUAAAUACGAACAUAGAGUUUUUUGCCAUGUUUUUGAUCAAUGUGUUCAGAAUGCAAAAACUGUAGUUUCAAUAAUUCGUUAUAUAUUUCUAUGUCUUCAGCAAACAUCACCAAAUAUCAAAUAUAUAAACUUGAGAUCGGAUAAUGCUGGUUACUACCAUGGUACCGAGGCAUUGCUAAGUGUUGUACAGCUUUCAAAAGAGACAGGAAUAUGA